Molecule: messenger RNA, 687 nt
Organism: Chinchilla lanigera (long-tailed chinchilla)
Lineage: Eukaryota; Metazoa; Chordata; Mammalia; Rodentia; Chinchillidae
Gene: Fcer1g
Product: Fc fragment of IgE, high affinity I, receptor for; gamma polypeptide
Exons: 5
Coding region: 114-377 (87 amino acids)
Biological process (GO): defense response to bacterium; immunoglobulin mediated immune response; positive regulation of phagocytosis
Cellular component (GO): membrane; Fc-epsilon receptor I complex; external side of plasma membrane
Molecular function (GO): IgE receptor activity; IgG binding
Source: RefSeq, a predicted model, not a curated record
AGGCGGGGCAGGAAGGGGGGAACUCUGUGGUCAGGGACCUGCUAGCGGAGCACAGCUGCGCAGUGCUGUCAGAGCGUCUGAUUCCCAGCUCACGGCCCCUCAGCCCCCUGCCCAUGAUGCUGCCAGCAGUGGUCUUGCUCUUACUUCUUUUGGUUGAACAAGCAGCGGCCCUGGGAGAGCCUCAGCUCUGCUAUAUCCUGGACGCCAUCUUGUUUUUGUAUGGUAUAAUCCUGACUCUGCUCUAUUGUCGACUCAAGAUCCAAGUGCGAAAGGCAACUGUAGCCAGCUAUGAGAAAUCAGAUGCCAUUUACACGGGCCUGAGCACCCGGAACCAGGAGACUUAUGAAACACUGAAGCAUGAGAAACCUCCCCAGUAACUUUAGACCAGAUGUCCUUGUCACAGCCUUCUUCAGCUUCCAGUUCUCCCAGCCCUCAAGGUUGGCAUCACUGAUGCCUCCCCUCGGUCAAUGCCAGCUGGCCCUACCCCAGUAAUGACGCUAAACCCCAGAUUAAUGUCCACCAGCCCUCCUCCCUGUUACAGACUUGUGCUAAGAUGCUGGUCUGUGACGUUUCUUUUCUAGUCUCACUCCCUUCCCCUGCCCUUCUUCCCUUUCCCAUUCCCAGCUCCUACUAAACAAUGGCAAGGGAGUAGUGCCAAUAAAGCUGCCACAGGCUGGAUUCUAUUGA